Molecule: messenger RNA, 1357 nt
Organism: Anthonomus grandis grandis
Lineage: Eukaryota; Metazoa; Arthropoda; Insecta; Coleoptera; Curculionidae
Product: ataxin-3-like
Exons: 6
Coding region: 182-991 (269 amino acids)
Biological process (GO): protein deubiquitination
Cellular component (GO): nucleus
Molecular function (GO): cysteine-type deubiquitinase activity
Source: RefSeq, a predicted model, not a curated record
GAAGUCAAAUUGACAUUUAACUAGACCCAAACAUAAUGAAAAUAUUUAAGAACUUUUUUUAUAUCAAUAUCUUUUAUAUAAAAUGGUCUUAAACCCUUUGAAUGUAUCGAGUUUUGGAUCUAAAUGUGAUAAAUUCUUAUUGAAUAGUGUUAUUUAAUAAAAUCCCUGUGCUGCUUAUAAAAUGGAGACAAUCUUUCACGAAAAGCAAGAUGGCUCCCUUUGUGCCCAACACUGCCUAAACUCUCUCCUCCAAGGUUCAUAUUUUACCGCAGUAGAUUUAGGACAAUUGGCUAAUCGCCUAGAUGAAGAAGAGCGGGAACAAAUGGCCGAAGGGGGAGUAGACACUGAAGACUACAAGAGAUUUUUACAACAACCCUCGAGCAACAUGGAUGAUAGUGGUUAUUUUUCUGUUCAAGUUAUUAGCAGUGCACUUCAAGUCUGGGGCCUUGAACUUGUGCCUUACUGCAGCACUGACAAAAGAGCAAAAUCUGCUCUGGAAAAUCCUAGUCAAAUGCAAGCGUUCAUUUGUAAUUAUAAAGAUCAUUGGUUUACAAUUAGGAAAAUUGGUAGGCAGUGGUUCAACUUAAACUCUUUACUAACCAGGCCACAACUUAUAUCUGAUACUUAUUUGAGUUUAUUUUUGGCACAGCUCAGAAAUGAAGGGUAUUCAAUAUUUAUUGUGUCAGGGGAAUUACCAGAAUGUACAGCAGAUGAGAUACUUAGUAAAAACCCCAUUCAAGUUGAAGCCAGUUCAAGACCCAAAAUGGUCCAUGGUUCAGUUUCUAAUGAGAGUGACCCAGAUAUGCAGGCUGCUUUGCGGUUAAGUUUGCAAGAAAAUGAUUGUGUGGAUGGGCAAGAGGUUGACUCAGAUGAGAGAGAAUUACAAGAAGCCUUAAGACUCAGUUUGCAAGCGAAUAGUUCCCCAGAGGAUGAUGGUGAUGAUGAGGACACCUUACUAAAAAAGACUUACAAGCAUCGUUCUGUGUCUUAGCCAAAUAUGAGAACCUUCUUCAUCUUUUUAUUUUAUGAGUAAUUAAUUCUAGCAAUGAAUAUAGCUUUAAUAUGUUCUUAAAAAAUGAUAUAUUAAUGUCCUACCUCCUUGUGUUAAUAAGCCCAGAUAAUUUAAUGAAAUAUAUUGUUUAAAAAAGUUGUUCAAUUUACUACUGAGUGAGGAUUAGGUAUUAAGAUGUGAUAGACUAAUGUAUUUAAUAGGAUAAGGGAAAUAUCAAUUAAAUUAUUGUCUAUUGUUGCCUUUUUACAUUGAAAUUUACUUAUUUUCUUAUAUUUUGUAUACCUUGUUCAUGUUUGAUUCAUAAAUUGGUGGAUUUUAUUGUGUGCUCUACUAACCCACUAAACU